Messenger RNA from Volvox carteri f. nagariensis, 2499 nucleotides. RefSeq lists its product as uncharacterized. Bases 1 to 2499 code for a protein of 832 amino acids. The record is from RefSeq and is a predicted model, not a curated record. Lineage: Eukaryota; Viridiplantae; Chlorophyta; Chlorophyceae; Chlamydomonadales; Volvocaceae. The transcript has 15 exons.
AUGACCGGUAGGGCCGUUGGUAGAUGGCAAUGGCUGGCGGGUACAACCACCAAGGCAACUAGCUACCGACCGACCAAGAAGUACGAGACAAGCUUGAGAAGCUUGAGAAGGGCCAGCGAUUUCCGCAUCCCCGCCGGAGCAGCUCCUCCAUCACCUUAUGUCCAGCUGCCGGCCUAUCAGCCUUCCAACAGCAGUAGCAGCGGCGUCGGCAGCGGUGGCGUCGGCAGCAGCGGGCUACAACCCUAUCCCUCGCAGCAGCCGCCCCCUGUUCCUGUCUUCCCGCUCCCCAGCGGCGGCCCGAUCCAUCAUCAACCCAACGCCGGGUCUGCCGCUAGCAGCGGCGGCAGCGGCGGCGGCGGCGGCGGCGGCGGUGGGGCCCCGGUGCUCCAGAAGCUUCCCUCGGUGGAUAAGACGGCGGCGGCUAACCGGCCCUCCUCCGCCUUUGUCGGCCUUACCAGCAGCUACAGGGUUCAGGUGGAUGACAAGAUCCGCAACGUGCGACCAGAAACUCCCCAGGAGGUACGACAGCACCUGACCCACGUGCAAGCCCUUGCCUUCGCCAAGGAGCCCGAGCUGUUGGCCGACAACAUCAUGACGCUGAAGAGGGAACGUAACGCCCUCGUGGUUGACAAGCAGCUGCUGCUGGUUAACAAGAGGCGGCUGGAGGGGGUGCUGGGGAAGUUGUUGGGCGUGGGGGGGGUUGCGGGUUUGGGUGGGGGGCUGGCGGGGGACCUCUGGGGGGACGUGGAGGGCGGUGGGGCGCGUCCCGGCACACCCGGGGGGGUUACGGGGCGGCGAGCUGGCGGCGGGGGAGCCGGAGAAGGGAUUCCUAUGAAGGCUAAGAUGAUGAAGCAGGGGAACCCGCGGGCCGCCGCGGAAGUCGUCCUGGAUGACAGUCGCGCUCUGGACCAGAAGCUAUCCGCCAGCGGGGCCCCCGGGGGCGGGGGGGCACUGACGGUGGCGGAGGCGGAGGCCAAACUGAACGAGCUUCAAGACAGGAUCACCAAAGUGACGCUCAGACCUGAGACCGAGCGGGAUCAUCUUGUCAGUCGGUUAGAGGGGGAGCUGUCGUACCGUCGUACACAGGCGGCGGCGGUUACUUCUGCGCUUCAGAAGCAGCUCAGUGAGGCGCAGGAGGAGAACAGCAGGCUGCACCAGAAGGUGGAGGAGCUGCAGGGCCAUUUGGAGUUCCAGGUGGGCGAGUUGGGCUCCAAGGUCGCCUCCCUGACCCAGGCGCUCGCGGAGGCCAACCAGAAGAUGAACGGCGAUGCGGCUGCCGCACUGGCGGAUCUGCGGAAGCAGCUGACAGCGGCGGAGGCGGCGGCACAGCAGCAGGCGGCCAGGGUGGCGGAACUGGAACACAUUGUCGUACAACGCGAAAACACUAUCUCGGAGCUGGCGGCGGAGCGGGCCGCUGCCGCCAGGGCGGCGGAGGAGGCGGCGGCGCAGGCGGUGGCGCAAGCGGCGGCACGCGCCGCAGCGGAAGCGGCAACCAAAGCGGCUGCGGAGAUGCGGGAGGUUUUUGCGGAGGAGGCAGUAGCGGCGGCAGCAACGGUGGCGGCGAUGGCGGGGGAGGAGGCAGCGUUGGGGAAGGCGGCAGCGGACACAGAGGCGAAGGCUGUAGCAGAGGCUAGAGCGCUGGCGGAGGCGGAGGCCCGGGCACGGGCGGAUGAGGAGGCUGCAGCGGCAGUCGCCGCCGCGGCGGCCGCGGCGGCGCUGGCGGCGGCGCUGGCGGAGACCUCAGCGACUGAGGCGGAGAUUACGACAGCGGCGGUAGCGGCGAAGGAGGCUGAGGAGCAGGCCCUGGAAGCUGCCGUACUGGCACAUGCCCGGGAGGCAGCGACAGAGGAGGCGCAGGCGGCGGCGAUGAAUAUUGCCGUUGCGGUGGCGACUGGGGAGGCUGUGGUACAGUUUGUUGAGGAGUUGGCUGCUCUGAGGCGAGCUGAGGCCGAGGCGGCACGAGCAGCUGAGCUGGCGGCGGCCGCGGCAAGGGUGGCAGCGGCGGAAGCGGCAGCGGCGGAAGCGGAAGCCAGGGCAGCGGCGGCGGAGGCAAGGGCGGCGGCGUCUGCCGCGGCCGCGACCGCCGGAGCGGAUGGCAAGGUAGCGGAGGCGGAAGCUAAAGCUGUGGAAGCCGAGGCAAAGGCGGCCGCGGCCGAGGCUCGCGCGAUGGCGGCGGAGGCGGAGGCGAAGGCAGCGGCAGCGGAGGCGACGGCAGCGGAGGCGAAGCUGCGGGAGGCUGUGUCGGCGGCGGAGGCGGCGGCGGCUCAGGAGAUUAAGGCAAAGGAGGCGCAGAUGGAGAAGCUGAAAGCGACGUUGGAGGCUGCGCUGACGGCAGCCAACACGGACAAGGCCUUGAUGCGGGGUAAGGUGGCGGAGGUAGAGGCGGCGCUGGAGUCCAGAAGCGCCCGAGUGCGUGAGCUUGAGCAGCAGGUUAUGGGCUUGGAACGCGAGUGUGCGGAUCUGAAGGCCCUCAUGUCGAAGCGCAAGGGGCUCUGCUGA